Molecule: messenger RNA, 15688 nt
Organism: Esox lucius (northern pike)
Lineage: Eukaryota; Metazoa; Chordata; Actinopteri; Esociformes; Esocidae
Gene: herc2
Product: HECT and RLD domain containing E3 ubiquitin protein ligase 2
Exons: 90
Coding region: 117-14615 (4832 amino acids)
Biological process (GO): protein ubiquitination
Molecular function (GO): ubiquitin-protein transferase activity; zinc ion binding
Source: RefSeq, a predicted model, not a curated record
AACAUGGACGACCUGGUAAUGCAGCAAAGCCCGUGAUAGAACUGGAGGGACGAUUAUAAAAUAAGACAAAACUUGCAGGGAGGGCUGCGAUUGCAGCCGGGAGAGAACAGGCAAAGAUGCCCUCUCCGUCUUUUACCCUCGAUGCCCAACUAAGGUUCCAUGACAAAUGGCUGAAAAUUGACUUGCAGCGUGUAUUCUCCCCAGAAGGGCUGAGCGAGAUGUGGAAUGAGAUGGUUAAGGAUGAAGAAAUUACUUUCAAUGGAGAAGAAUCUUCUCACCAAGAAGACAGCACUGAUUGCUUUGGAACUCAGAAAAAAGAUGAGACCAACGAUAAAGAGAAGAAAGAAGAGGAGGAAGUGUCCACGUCGGUCCAUCACUCCAUCAUUGAGACAUGGGACUGGGGGCGGCAGCCAGAUGAAACCGAGCUGAAAGACUGUCUCAUGGUUCUGAUUGACGACCAGCAGAAACUGUCGGCCCAGACAGCUAAGAGCACGUUGUCUGCCCUGCGCCUGCGACAACGCCUGGUCAUCCUGGAGAGAUACCUCAUCUCCCUGAGUCACAGUAUGAUGGAAGAGAAGUACAAGGUCCGCUGGAAGAGCCCCCCCACGCCGCCGCCACCCACCAUAGACAAUAAGAGCCCACGUCCAGCCAGUAAGGGUGUAGAGGGUUUGGCCAGAGUGGGCUCCCGAGCUGCUCUCUCUUUUGCGUUUGCCUUCCUGCGACGAGCCUGGAGGUCUGGCGAUGAUGCGGACCUUUGCAGUGAGUUGCUCCAGGAGUCUCUGGAUGCUCUGCGGGCCCUCCCAGAAGCCACUCUGUUUGACGAAGGCACCGUCUCCUCUGUGUGGCUGGAGGUUGUGGAGAGAGCCACCAAGUUCCUCAGUGAUGUCCAUGGAAGUGCCAGUGCCAAAGGAAACAUCCCCCUCCAGGACCAACACCUGGCUCUGGCUAUCCUGCUGGAGCUGGCCGUACAGCGAGGAACUUUGAGCCAGCUCCUGGCUGCCGUGCUCCUCCUCCUGCGUCUUUGGGACUGUGGGACCAGGGAGAUGGACAACGAGCGCUCCACCCAGGGGACCAGUGCUCCCCUCCUACCACUUCUCCAGCGGUUCAACAGCAUCCACAGCAGCAAGGAGGAACCCAGCCCUGAGGAGGAGAUGGAGAUCCUGGGAGCCCCCCUGAGCCCCAAUGAGAGCUUCCUGCGCUACCUGACGCUGCCCCAGGACAACGACCUGGCUAUCGACCUGAGACAGACGGCCGUGGUCAUCAUGGCUCACCUGGACCGCCUGGCUGCCCCCUGUUCGCCCCCGCACUGCAGCUCGCCCAACUCCAGCAAGGGCACUCUGCAGGAGGUGAUUGGCUGGGGCCUUCUGGGCUGGAAGCUGUAUGCCAACGUGAAUGGGCCGGUGCAAUGCAAGGCCCUGUCAGGCCUGGGUGUCUCCCAGAUAGUCUGCUCUGAGAAAGGCUUCCUUAUCCUGGCCAGCAGUGGAGCUGUCUACACACAGAACUACAAGAACACCACCCUGGCCCCCAUGCUGGUCCAUGCACUGACCUCCAGGAAGAUUGUGAAGCUGGCAGCACAUCCAGACGGGCAGCACUACCUGGCCCUGUCGGCCAGUGGGGAGGUCUUCUCCUGGGGCUGUGGAGAUGGGGGUCGUCUUGGGCACGGAGACACCACGUAUCUCGAGGAGCCGGCGAUGAUCGCAAUGUUUACCGGGAAGCAGUUGGGGAAGCAGGUUGUGCACGUGGCCUGUGGGAGCACCUACAGCGCUGCGAUCACUGCUGAUGGAGAGCUGUACACCUGGGGCCGGGGAAACUACGGGCGCCUGGGCCACGGUUCCAGUGAGGACCAGACCACGCCCAUGUUGGUGACGGCACUGAAGGGACUCAAGGUGCUGGACGUGGCUUGCGGCAGUGGAGAUGCACAGACCCUGGCCGUGACGGAGAACGGCCAGGUGUGGUCCUGGGGCGAUGGGGACUACGGGAAGCUGGGCCGCGGAGGUAGCGACGGCUGCAAGACGCCCAAGCUGGUGGAGAAGCUCCAGGAUUUGGACAUGGUGAAGGUGUGCUGCGGUAGCCAGUUCUCUGUGGCGCUGACCAAGGAUGGGCAGGUGUACACCUGGGGGAAGGGAGACAACCAGCGCCUGGGUCAUGGCACUGACGAACAUGUCCGCUACCCCAAGCUGCUGGAGAGUCUACAAGGGAAGAAAGUGGUUGACAUCGCCGUGGGCUCUACUCACUGCCUGGCCUUGACCGACGAGGGGGAGGUCCACAGCUGGGGCAGUAAUGACAAGCUCCAGCACUUCGACACGCUGUUCUCCAACAAGAAGCAGCCCAAGGCUCUGCCGGGCCUCAACUCCAAACACAUCGUGGGCGUGGCCUGUGGGCCUGGACAGAGUUUCGCUUGGUCCUCCUGCUCAGAGUGGUCCGUGGGACAACGCGUGCCCUUUGUGGUGGACGUGUGCCCUGCGACCUUUGAGCAGCUAGACCUGCUCCUGCGCCAGGUCAGCGAGGGCAUGGACGGCUCUUCUGAUUGGCCACCGCCCCAGGAGAAGGAGUGCAUGGUGGUGGCCACGCUCAAUCUGCUCAGGCUUCAGCUCCACGCGGCCAUCAGUAACCAGGUGGACCCAGACGAGCUGGGCCUGGGCCUGGGCAGCGGGCUCCUCAACAAUCUGAAGCAGACGGUGGUGACACUGGCCUCCAACGCCGGCGUCCUCAACACGGUCCAGUCUGCCGCUCAGGUGGUGCUGCAGAGCGGCUGGUCUGUCCUGCUCCCCACGGCGGAGGAGAGAGCCAGGGCUCUGUCUUCACUGCUCCCCAACGCAGUGUCUGGUAAUGAGAUGAGCAUCAGUCCGGGGCGUCGCUUCAUGAUCGACCUGUUGGUCAGCAGUCUGAUGGCUGAUGGUGGGCUGGAGUCUGCUCUCAAUGCUGCCAUAACAGCUGAGAUAAAGGAUAUUGAGGCAAAGAAGGAGGCGCAGAAGGAGAAAGAGAUUGAUGAGCAGGAGGCCAAUGCCUCCACCAUGCAGCGCUGUCGCACCAUGCUGGACAAAGAUCUCAUCAACACUGGCAUCUACGAGUCCACUGGGAAACAGAGUCUUCCACUAGUCCAGCUCAUUCAGCAGCUGCUGAGAAACAUGGCGUCCCAGACCAUUGCCAGGCUGAAGGUCGUGACCCGGAGGAUCUCCAGCUGCAUGGAGGCGGAGCAGGUCAGCAAGGAACGCUCCGCCUCCCUGGACCUGCUGCUGCGCUUCCAGAGGCUGCUGGUCAGCAAGCUGUACCUGGGUGUCAACGGCACCGAGAACACCAACGCUUACAACCCAGAGCUGCUGGGGGUGGGGUCUCUUCUGAAGAAGUACAUAGCCCUGCUGUGUACACACAUUGGAGACAUCCUCCCUGUGGCUACCAGCAUCGCAUUCACUGGACACCGCCACUUUAACCAAGUGUCCCGUGUCAUAGAAGGAGACCUCACCGGUGUUCUCCUCCCUGAGCUGGUGGUGUCCAUCGUGCUGCUGCUCACCAUCGACGCCGGCCUGAUGCAGGAGACGGGCUCCAUCCCCCUGCUGGCUGGACUGCUGGAACACCUGGACCGCUUCAACCACCUGGCGCCGGGACAAGAGAGGGACGACAACGAAGACCUGGCCUGGCCUGGCAUCACGGGCUCGUUCUUCACAGGGCAGAACUCUAAGAGCAACGAGGAGGUGUCCCUGAUCCGGAAGGCCGACCUGGAGAACCACAACAAAGAUGGAGGCUUCUGGACCGUCAUCGAUGGGAAGGUGUACGACAUCAAAGACUUCCAGGCUCAGUCGCUCACUGGGAACAGCAUUCUGGCCCAGUUUGCUGGAGAGGACCCUGUCGUCGCGCUGGAAGCAGCCCUGCACUUUGAAGACACCAGGGAAUCCAUGCAGGCUUUCUGUGUGGGCCAGUACAUGGAGCCCAACCAGGAGAUGGUGACCACCCCAGACCUGAGCAGCCUGUCCUCCCCACUCAUUGAGACCGAGAGGAACCUGGGCCUCCUGCUGGGCCUCCACGCCUCCUAUCUGGCCAACAGCACACCCCUUUCCCCCAUAGAGAUUGAAUGUGCCAAAUGGCUCCAGUCGUCCAUCUUCCAGGGUGGCCUGCAGACCAGUCAGAUCCACUACAACUACAACGAGGAGAAGGACGAGGACCACUGCUCCUCCCCAGGAACCACUACCCCAGACAAGACCAAACGGCUGUACUCCCGCCGGCUCACCCUCAGCGACCACGCGCAGCCCUUCCUCCAGGCCAUCGCUGACAACAACACACAGGACCACACCGUCAAGGACUUCCUGUGCCAAAUGGAGCGGUGCUGUAAACAGUACCACCUCAUCACGCCCAUCACCUUCCCUCUGGAACACCCCGUGGAGGAAGUUGGACGCCUGCUGCUCUGCUGCCUGCUUAAGCACCAGGACCUUGGUCACGUGGCCCUCUCAUUGGUCAACCAAAGUGCCUUGUGCCUGGACCAAGGGAAGCAGAGGUCCCUCCCCAGAUCGGUGAUAGACGUGUGUCGCAUGGUGUACCAGGCUAAGUGCUCUUUAAUCAAGACUCACCAGGAACAAGGGCGUUCCUAUAAGGAAGUCUGUGCUCCUGUGAUCGAGCGCCUGCGCUUCCUGUUCAACGAGCUGCGUCCUGCCGUCAGCAAUGACCUGUCCAUUGUGUCCAAGUUGAAGCUGCUUAGCGUCCAGCCACGCUGGAAGAAGAUCACUCAGAAACUCAUCAGAGACCGCAGGAAAAUAAGAGUGCCUAAGAAGUCUGUGUCAGCUGACAUUGAGGAGCCCAAACUUGAGAAUGAGGGGACCAAUGGGGAGGAGCUCUGUGUGCCCAUAAGCCCCGCCCCUACUGACAGGAAAUCUCCCACAAACAAGCUGCCGAAGCAGCCAGAUCGGUGGCAACCUCUCCUGAACACCGUGGCCAACGUCCAGAAGUACAAGUGGCUGAAGCACAGCGUCCAGGGGGUCUUCUCCACCUCCAGCCUCAUGGGGACCAUCGUAGAGUUUGCUUUGAAGGAAGAGCCACUCGACGUGGAGAAGAUGAGGAAGUGUCUCCUCAAACAGCUGGAGCGGGCCGAGGUUCGUCUGGAGGGCAUUGACACCAUGCUGAAGCUGGCCUCUAAGAGCUUCCUGCUGCCCUCGGUUCAGUAUGCCAUGCUGUGUGGCUGGCAGAGGGUCGUCCCUGAAGGGGUCAACAUUGGGGAGCCCCUGUCGGACUGUCUAAAAGAUGUGGACCUGAUUCCUCCCUUCAACCGGAUGCUAUUAGAGGUGACCUUCGGGAAGCUGUACUCUUGGGCCAUCCAGAACAUCAGGAACAUACUGCUGGAAGCCAGCGGACGAUUCAAAGAGCUGGGAGUGCAGCCGGUUCCCCUCCAGACCAUCACCAAUGAGAACCCGGCCGGACCCAGUCUGGGCACCAUCCCCCAGGCUCGCUUCCUGCUGGCCAUGCUCCACAUGCUGUCCCUGAAGCACGGAGCCAACAGCUUGUCCCUGUUGCUCAACUCGGGGACUCUGGCCCUCACUCAGAGCGUCCUGCGACUCAUCGGCCCCAGUACAGACAGCAAUGAGGAGGAGCAGGUGUCGAGAGGUCACGGGGGGUCGGCGACGGUACUGGAGGAGAGCAGGAAGGAGGCGACCCCUGCCCCUCUGCCAGCCUCCGGACCGGAACUUGCCGCCAUGAUGAAGAUUGGCACCCGAGUGAUGAGAGGAUUGGACUGGAAGUGGGGAGAUCAGGACGGCCCUGCGCCGGGCCUGGGCCGGGUGAUCGGGGAGCUGGGUGAGGACGGCUGGAUCAGGGUCCAGUGGGACACCAGCAGUACCAACUCCUACAGGAUGGGCAAGGAGGGUAAAUACGACCUGAAGCUGGCCGAACCACCGCUAACCUCACAGCCCGUUACGGAAGAGUCCGACACAGAGGACGACACUGAAAGUGAGGUGCUUGAUAAGAGUGGCCACCCUACAGCCCUGAUGAUGACCACCACGGUGAACCUGCUGAAAAUGCUGUCUCUGUCGGCUGGGAUCAACUCUGAGGUGAUGCAGACGGACGCCACGCACACGCUCUGUGGCCUGCUCCGCAUGCUGGUGGAGAGCGGAGCCAGCGACAAGACAGGUUGUCUGUCUCACCGGCUGGUCAGCAGGGAGCAGCAUCGGAGCUGGUGCACCCUGGGCUUCAUCCGUAGCAUCGCCCUGCAGCCCCAGAUGUGCUCCACCCUCAGCACCUCCGCCUGGAUCGGCCUGCUGAUCCGCAUUGUCGAGGGCCACCAGUCCUUCAACGCCGUGACCCUGCAGAAACAGAUCCUGGCUCUGCGCCUGCUGCAGUCUGUGCUGCCCUCCUGGGACAGGAUGGAGAGGUCUCAGGACAUGAAGUUCCUUGUGGAAAAACUGUUUGGAUUCCUGGGGAGUCUUCUGAGCACCUGCUCCUCCGACCUCCCACUGCUCAAAGAGGGCUCUCUGAGACGCAGGAAGUCCCGCCCCCAGGCCUCCCUGACCGCCACUCACAGCAGCACUCUGGCGGAGGAAAUAGUUGCUGUGCUGCGCACGCUACACUCCCUGAGCCAAUGGAAUGGCCUGAUCAACGAAUACAUUAACUCUCAGCUCAGCUGUGUAGGAGAGGUGAUUGCUGGACGGCACUCCGAGACGACCCUCCUGGAGGAGUAUUUCCCUGACUCUGAGGGGUCCAGGGUGGGUAGCCUGAUGGCGGUGCUUGCUGUGAUCGGGGGCAUUGACGGACGUCUGCGGCUGGGGGGGCAGGUCCUCCACGAGGAGUACGGCGAGGGCACGGUCACGCGCAUCACACCUAAAGGACGAAUCACAGUCCAGUUCCACGACAUGAGGACCCGCCGGAUCUGUCUGCUUAGUCAGCUCAAACCGCUGCCGGUGGUGUCGUUCAGUGUCCAGAACCUUCCUUUCUCUGACUCCAUGCUGACCAUCUGGGCUCAGCUGGUCCACCUGGCCGGCAGCAAGCUGGAGAAACAGCGCAUGAAGAAGCCCCUCAGCCGCGGGCUCGCAGCUGACCAGGUGGACAUCUUCCUCCUGCGCUGCCAGCAGUUGAGACUCUACAUCCUGAAGGCGGCCAGAGCUCUUCUUUCUCACCAAGACAAACUGCGACAGAUUCUCUGUCAGGCUGCCGUGCUGGACCCCAUUCCCAACCCCAGUGAGGAGCCUGUGGCUGUCUCACCAGAUGUCGGGGAUCUUUCUCCAGAGGGUCCCCUGCCCCCCCUCAUUCUCCUGCAGCAGCUACUCUCUGCCGCCACACAGCCCUCUCCAAUUAAGGCCAUCUUCGACCGGCAAGAACUGGAGUCUGCAGCCUUGGCGGUGUGUCAGUUCCUGGCCAUCGAGUCCACCCACCCCUCCUCCCCCCUGUUGGAGAGCAGCAGCUCCAGCGAGGCCACCACCCCUGUCACGGUGCAGCAUGUCAGACCCCCCAAGCAGAAGAAGCAGAAGGCGUCUCCGGUGCCCCCACUUCCCAUCGUACUGCAGCUGAUGGAGAUGGGCUUCCAGAGGAGCAACAUCGAGCUGGCCCUCAAGUCCCUGUCCGGGACCACAGGCAAUGCCUCAGGACUACCAGGUGUGGAGUCCCUGGUGGCCUGGCUGCUGGACCACUCGGACGUCCAGGCGACAGAGGUGUCCGAUGCCGACACCGUGUCUGACGAGUACUCCGACGAGGAGGCGCUGGAGGAGCUUGAGGAGGAGCAGCCUCCCUCUGCCUCCACUGUGCCUCCCGGUGCUGUGGUGACAGAGACUCAGACCUUCAAGAAGAGAUCCGACUUCCAGAGCAACGAUGACUAUGCCGUCUACAUCCGAGAGAACAUUCAGGUGGGUAUGAUGGUGAAGUGCGGUAGAACGUAUGAGGAAGUAUACGAGGGCGACGUGGGGAAAGUCAUUAAACUGGACCGAGAUGGACUCCACGACCUCAACGUCCAGUGUGACUGGCAGCAGAAAGGUGGAACCUACUGGGUCCGCUACAUCCACACCGAGCUACUGGGCUUCCCACCACAGACCUCGCCCUCUCACAUCAAGAUAGGAGACAAAGUGAGAGUGAAGGCCACCAUCACUACACCAAAGUACAAAUGGGGCUCGGUCACACACAGGAGUGUGGGAGUGGUCAAGGCUUUCAGUGCCAAUGGGAAGGAUGUGAUCGUGGAUUUCCCUCAGCAGUCCCACUGGACCGGCCUGCUGUCCGAGAUGGAGCUGGUACCCAGCGUUCACCCAGGAGUCAGGUGCGACGGCUGUCAGAUGUUUCCUAUCAACGGCCCCAGGUUCAAAUGUAGGAACUGUGAAGACUUUGACUUCUGUGAGAACUGCUUCAAAACCCGCAAACACAACACUCGGCACUCCUUUGGUCGCAUCAAUGAACCAGGCCAGUCGCCGGCGUGCUGUGGACGCUCAGGGAAGCAGCUGAAGCGUCACCAUAGCAGCCAGAGAGGCAUGCUGGUAGACCAAUGGUCCAGGGCGGUCAAGAGCCUCAACGUGUCGUCCUCUGCCAACCAGGCGUCGCGCCUCAUCGACUUCAGCGAGCUCUGCUGGCAGUCUUCCGGAUCACAAGGAAAGCACUGGAUCCGCCUGGAGCUGUUCCCGGACGUUCUGGUACACCGGCUGAAGAUGAUGGUGGACCCCGCCGACAGCAGCUACAUGCCUUCCCUGGUGGUGGUCUCAGGUGGCAGUUCCCUGAACAACCUCAUCGAAUUGAAGACAAUCACAAUUAACCCAACUGACACAACUGUUCCUCUACUCAACGACUGCACUGAGUACCACAGGUACAUAGAGAUAGCCAUCAAGCAGUGUCGUAGCUCUGGCAUAGACUGUAAGAUCCACGGCCUUGGAAUAGUGGGCCGCAUCAGAGCAGACGAUGAAGACCUGGCUACUGUGCCCUUCCUGGCUUCAGACAAUGAGGAAGAAGAAGAUGAAAAGACUGCUACUGGGAGUCUGGCCCGUAAGAAGUCGUCCGGUCUGGACUCAGCAGCCAUUAUCAGGACCAAGGUGUUUGUCUGGGGUCUCAAUGACAAAGACCAGCUGGGGGGACUCAAGGGAUCCAAGAUCAAGGUGCCGUCCUUCUCUGAAACCCUCUCAGCCCUCAAUGUGGUGCAGGUGGCUGGUGGCUCGAAGAGUCUGUUUGCGGUCACGGCUGAAGGGAAGGUGUUUGCAUGUGGAGAGGCCACUAAUGGACGUCUGGGACUGGGUCUGUCCAGUGGGACCGUCCCCAUCCCCCGCCAGGUCACUGCUCUCAGUAACUAUGUAGUGAAGAAGGUUGCCGUGCAUUCUGGGGGACGUCACGCCAUGGCGCUCACUGUGGACGGGAAGGUGUUCUCCUGGGGAGAGGGGGACGAUGGGAAGCUGGGACACUUCAGCAGGAUGAACUGUGACAAGCCUCGUCUGAUCGAGGCCCUUAAGACCAAGCGUAUCCGGGACAUCGCCUGUGGAUCGUCUCACAGUGCUGCCAUCACCUCUAGUGGGGAGCUGUAUAGCUGGGGCCUGGGAGAGUACGGACGCCUGGGACAUGGAGACAACACCACCCAACUACGACCCAAACUGGUCAAAGUUCUUCUGGGACAUCGGGUGGUCCAGGUGGCUUGUGGAAGUAGGGAUGCUCAAACUCUAGCUCUGACUGAUGAAGGCCUGGUGUUCUCCUGGGGUGAUGGGGACUUUGGGAAGCUGGGUCGGGGAGGCAGCGAGGGCUGCAAUAUCCCUCAGAACAUUGAGCGCCUUAACGGACAGGGCGUUUGCCAGAUCGAGUGCGGAGCUCAGUUCUCCCUGGCUCUCACCAAGUCAGGAGUUGUCUGGACAUGGGGUAAAGGGGACUAUUUCCGUCUGGGCCACGGGACCGAUGUGCACGUUAGGAAGCCCCAGAUGGUGGAAGGCCUGAGGGGGAAGAAGAUAAUCCACGUGGCGGUGGGAGCCCUGCACUGCCUGGCCGUCACAGACAUUGGACAGGUGUUCGCGUGGGGAGAUAAUGACCAUGGCCAGCAGGGCAACGGGACCACCACGGUGAACAGAAAGCCUACUCUGGUACAGGGUCUGGAGGGACAGAAGAUAACCCGUGUUGCCUGUGGCUCCUCCCACAGUGUGGCCUGGACCACUGUAGAUGUCACCACGCCUUCCGUCCACGAACCCGUCCUGUUUCAGACCGCCAGGGACUCUCUAGGAGCCUCAUACCUCGGUGUGCAGUCUGACAGUGACUCCUCUGUGGUAAGCAAUAAGCUGAUUGGUCAGCACAGCGGUGUCAAAUCCAACCGUCCCUCUCUGGCCAAGAUACUGCUGUCACUGGAUGGGAACCUGGCCAAACAGCAGGCUCUCUCCCACAUCCUCUCAGCCUUGCAGAUCAUGUAUGCCAGGGAUGCUGUGGUUGGCGCCCUGAUGCCCGCAUGUAUGAUGAUCCCCAUGGAGUGCCCGCCUUCCAGCUCCCCGGUGCCCCCUUGUGACUCCUCCUCCGCGUCCAGCCCCUCUGAGUUCGAGGGGCCUCCUAUACCCAUCGUGGCAGAGGAGAGGGUCAGCCCAAAUCCCUGGCAGCCAGACAAGAAGGGGGAGGUGACUUCCUCCGAGGACGCGGUCACUCCGUCAUCGGCCGUGACCCCAUCUACCGCCGCCUCCUCCCGACCUUUCAUCCCUGUAACGGACGACCCCGGGGCCGCCAGCAUCAUUGCUGAGACCAUGACCAAAACUAAAGAGGACUCUGAGUCUCAGAACAAGACUGUGGGACCAGAACCUCAGUAUCUGGAUGAGUUCACCAGCCUACUGGUGCCUGAUGACACGCGGGUGAUGGUGGACCUGCUGAAGUUGGGCGUGUCCCUCCGCUCUGGAGAGAAGGGCAAGGAGGUGCUGUCCGCUGUCCUUUCUGGGAUGGGGACCGCCUACCCACAGGUAGCGGACAUGCUCUUGGAGCUGUGUGUGACUGAAUUGGAGGACGUGGCGACGGACUCGCGGAGCGGCCGCCUGUCCUCCCAGCCGGUGGUGGUGGAGAGCAGCCAUCCGUAUACCGACGACACCUCCACCAGUGGCACCGUCAAGAUCCCGGGAGCCGAGGGUCUGCGGGUGGAAUUUGACCGUCAGUGUUCAACAGAGAGACGUCACGACCCCCUCACGAUCAUGGACGGAGCCAAUAGGAUCGUCUCUGUGCGAUCAGGUCGAGAGUGGUCGGACUGGUCCAGCGAGUUGAGGAUCCCGGGCGACGAGCUCAAGUGGAAGUUCAUCAGUGACGGGUCUGUCAACGGAUGGGGCUGGCGCUUCACUGUCUACCCAAUCAUGCCUGCUGCAGGACCUAAAGACCUGUUGUCGGACCGCUGCAUCCUGUCCUGCCCAUCCAUGGACCUGGUCACCUGCCUGUUGGACUUCAGGCUCAAUUUUGCCUCCAACAGAAGCAUCGUUCCCCGGCUGGCGGCCUCCCUGGCUGCCUGCGCGCAGCUGAGCGCACUGGCGGCAGGACAUCGGAUGUGGGCCCUCCAGAGGCUGCGCAAGCUACUUACCACUGAGUUUGGCCAGUCCAUUAACAUCAACAGACUGUUGGGGGACAGUGAGGGAGAGGUUCGCUCCAUGAGUUUUACAGGCAGUGCGCUGUCCGCCCUGGUCAAGGGUCUUCCCGAGGCGCUCCAGAGACAGUAUGAAUACGAGGACCCCAUCGUCAGGGGAGGGAAGCAGCUUCUCCACAGCCCCUUCUUCAAGGUACUGGUGGCUCUUGCCUGUGACCUGGAGUUGGACACCCUACCCUGCUGUGCAGAGACCCACAAGUGGGCGUGGUUUCGCCGGUACUGUACCGCCUCCAGAGUGGCUGUUGCUCUGGAUAAGAGAACCCCACAGCCACGCCCCUUCCUGGACGAGGUGACCAAGAGGAUCCGUGAGCUGAUGGCCGACUGUGAAUCCAUGAACACCCUCCAUGAGAGCCACGAGCUGUUUAAGAGAGAGCAGGACGAACAACUGGUCCAGUGGAUGAACCGGAGGCCGGACGACUGGACGCUGUCUGCUGGGGGCUCGGGAACCAUCUACGGCUGGGGUCACAACCAUCGGGGUCAGCUGGGGGGCAUCGAGGGAGCAAAGGUGAAAGUGCCAACACCCACCGAAGCCCUGGCAACCCUCAGGCCUGUUCAGCUGAUUGGAGGGGAGCAGACCCUGUUUGCUGUCACAGCUGAUGGAAAGCUUUAUGCCACAGGCUAUGGUGCGGGGGGGCGGCUGGGCAUUGGAGGGGCGGAGUCUGUGUCCACCCCCACCCUGUUGGAGUCCAUCCAGCAUGUGUUCAUCAAGAAGGUAGCGGUGAACAGCGGAGGGAAGCACUGUCUGGCGCUCAGCUCUGAAGGGGAGGUCUACUCCUGGGGAGAAGCCGAGGAUGGGAAACUGGGACAUGGCAACCGGAGUCCGUGCGAUCGUCCCCGUGUUAUUGAAUCUCUGCGGGGGGUGGAGGUGGUGGAUGUAGCAGCGGGAGGGGCCCACAGUGCCUGCAUCACAGCCAGCGGAGACCUCUACACCUGGGGGAAGGGCCGCUACGGACGGCUGGGGCACGGAGACUCAGAGGACCAACUCAAACCUAAACUGGUGGAUGUUCUGCAGGGUCACAGGGUCAUCGACGUGGCGUGUGGCAGCGGUGACGCCCAGACUCUGUGUCUGACCGAUGACGACAUGCUCUGGUCCUGGGGGGACGGGGACUACGGCAAGCUGGGACGCGGGGGCAGCGACGGCUGCAAGGUCCCCAUGAAGAUCGACUCUCUGACGGGGCUCGGGGUGAUGAAGGUGGAGUGUGGCUCUCAGUUCUCUGUGGCCCUCACCAAGUCUGGAGCCGUUUACACCUGGGGUAAAGGUGACUAUCAUCGUCUGGGCCACGGCUCCGACGACCACGUCCGGCGACCCAGACAGGUCCAGGGCCUGCAGGGGAAGAAGGUCAUUGCCAUAGCAACGGGGUCGCUCCACUGUGUGUGCUGCACUGAGGAUGAAGUGUACACGUGGGGCGACAAUGAUGAGGGUCAGCUGGGCGACGGGACCACUAACGCCAUCCAGAGGCCGAGGCUGGUCGCUGCACUACAGGGCAAGAAGAUCAACCGGGUGGCCUGUGGCUCCGCCCACACCCUGGCCUGGUCCACCUCCAAGCCGACCAAUGCCGGGAAGCUACCUGCCCAGGUGCCCAUGGAGUACAACCAUCUCCAGGAGAUCCCCAUCAUGUCCCUGAGGAACAGGCUGAUGCUGCUGCACCACAUCUCGGAGAUCCUCUGUCCCUGCAUUCCCAUGUUUGACCUGGAAGGCCGGCUGGGCCAGACGACUCACGGCCCUGCCCUGGGCUUCAACACCCUACGGGGAAUACUAAUCUCCCAGGGCAAGGAAGCAGCGUUCCGUAAGGUGGUCCAAGCCACCAUGGUGAGGGACAGACAGCACGGACCAGUGGUGGAACUCAACAGGAUACAGGUGAAGCGAUCUCGUAGCAAAGGAGGUCUUGCAGGUCCAGACGGUACAAAGUCAGUGUUUGGUCAGAUGUGUGCCAAGAUGUCCUCCUUCAGUCCAGACAGUCUGCUGUUGCCUCACCGCGUCUGGAAGGUCAAGUUUGUAGGUGAGUCCGUGGAUGACUGUGGCGGGGGGUACAGUGAGUCUAUAGCAGAGAUGUGUGAGGAGCUCCAGAACGGCCUGACCCCUCUCCUCAUCGUCACCCCUAACGGACGAGACGAGUCUGGGGCCAACAGAGACUGUUUCCUGCUCAACCCUGCGGCCAAGUCAGCCCUGCACAUGAACAUGUUCAGGUUCCUAGGAGUCCUCCUGGGCAUAGCCAUCCGGACCGGUUCUCCCCUCAGUCUCAACCUGGCUGAACCAGUCUGGAAACAGCUGGCUGGGAUGAACCUGACCAUCGCUGACCUCAGUGAGGUGGAUAAAGAUUUCAUCCCCGGCCUCAUGUACAUCAGAGACAACGAGGCCACAGCUGAUGAGUUUGAAGCCAUGACACUUCCGUUUACAGUACCCAAUGCCAGCGGACAGGACAUCCAGCUGUCUUCGAAAUACUCCCACAUCACUCUGGAGAACCGGGCCGAGUAUGUCCGCCUUGCUAUCAACUACCGGCUCCAUGAGUUUGACGAACAAGUGUUGGCUGUGAGAGAGGGGAUGGCUCGUGUCGUUCCUGUCCCUCUACUCUCCCUCUUUACAGGAUACGAACUGGAGACCAUGGUGUGUGGCAGUCCAGACAUCCCCCUCCACCUGCUCAAGUCUGUAGCCACCUACAAAGGCGUGGAGCCCACAGCUCCUCUGAUCCACUGGUUCUGGGAGGUCAUGGAGUCCUUCAGCAACACAGAGAGGUCUCUCUUCCUGCGCUUUGUCUGGGGACGGACACGCCUUCCACGCACCAUUGCCGACUUCAGAGGGAGGGACUUUGUUGUCCAGGUUCUGGAUAAGUACAACCCGGCGGACCACUUCCUUCCUGAGUCGUACACCUGCUUCUUCCUCCUCAAGCUCCCCAGGUACUCCUGUAAGCAGGUUCUGGAAGAGAAGCUCAAGUACGCCAUCCACUUCUGCAAGAGCAUCGACACCGACGACUAUGCUCGCAUCGCUCUGACUGGGGAACCGGCCGCCGACGAUAGCUCAGAGGACUCUGACAACGAAGAUGCUGACUCCUUUGCCUCCGACUCCACACAGGACUACCUGACAGGGCACUGACCCCUGACCGCUUACCACUAAACCACCUCAUCUGACUCAUUAAAAAGGAAUGCCUGGACAGGUCAUUGACCUCACCCAAACCCUGACCUUUGCAGAAGGAUGGGAAGGAAUGGUCCAAAAUGAGGAACUUACUUGCCAAGUAAAGACUGAAUCAGUGACAUGACAGUGUUCAUGAAUCACCUGUUAAUACAUCUAUGAAGACAUUCUACUAAGACUAAACGUUAUUUAAGAAAAAUAAUAAAAUGUGUAAUGUGCAAUUAGCUUUAAGAGCACUAUAAUAAGCUGGAGAAGAAACAUAUAUGAACAGUAGGGUCUCAUUUAGUGUCUAUCUUUCUAUGGGGGACUUCUGUUCCUGAAAGAGGUCCCCAGGAGAACAGGGGGCCACUUCCAACACAGAUUCAAAUCAGGAGAUGAGAAGCCGCACAUCAAGUUAAUGUUUUGCUUCCGAGCUUCAUUGUACAUUACAGCUUUGCAACAGGGUGUUCUAGCUACAGAAAUAUAAUCUAGAGAAUGGGCCUCCCCACUGAAAGUAAUGAUGGCAUUUGACCGACAGCCCAUUCUUUACGUUCUAUUUCUGUUUGUUUGUUGUUCUUCACUCAGCACUGUGCUAGACCUGUAACCACAUAACUGACUGUACUGUAUGGCCGUAGUACUGUAUUGGAAAUGAUGUGACAAGACGAGUGACGUUUAUUGUUAUUUGUUAGGAAAAUAGACGUUUCUUUACAAUACAAGAUUAUAAUUUUUUUUUAACUUUAGAUUGUCAGUUUCUCACUUGACGUGUCAGAGGAGGCGAAGAGAGCCCGAUUGGGGUGGGGAUUUUGGUCGACCAUCCCUCCACCGUGCACUAUAUCACAGGUCGCCGGUCAGAAGAAGUGACACAUAUAUAGGGAAUAGUGUGUAGUUUGGGAUGCAUUUCCUGACUGUGUCCUGUCCCCCCAUGCUGUGUAUGCACUGUCCUCCUUUUGGAAUGUAUAUAAUAUUAAUGUGCCAUGUACUAAAAAAGUCUCAUUCCCACAUAAUAAAUGUUAAUGAAUUCUGUUAAUACAUUUAAAUUAAAACGACCCAAGCUCGAA